Molecule: messenger RNA, 657 nt
Organism: Enterobius vermicularis (human pinworm)
Lineage: Eukaryota; Metazoa; Nematoda; Chromadorea; Rhabditida; Oxyuridae
Source: the annotation of a GenBank genome assembly
AUGCCGCAUUAUAAACUCACUUACUUUAAUUUCCAUGGAUAUGGUGAAGGUGCUCGACUCUUAUUUCAUUAUGCGUCCGUUCCAUUUGAAGAUGUGAGGGUAACUCCUGAGGAGUGGCCACAGUUAAAACCAAAAAUGCCUUAUGGUCAAGUACCAGUUCUUGAGGUGGAUGGCGUACAAAUACCUCAAAGUGCUGCAAUAUUCAGAUACCUGGCUCGCCAAUUUGGUUUGGUUCCUAAUUGCCCAAUAGAAGAAGCUCAAGUAGAUGCUGUAUACGAUGCUCAGAAAGAUUUUGACAAGGAAAUUGAACCAUAUUAUGAGAUAUUUGAAGGGCUGUCAAAUGCUGAUAAGAAUAAGGUCCUGAAGGAACUCGUUCUUCCUGCUAGGGACAAAUAUUUUGGUCAUUUAAAGAAGCUUCUGACUGCAGGUGACGGGAUACACCUGGUGGGCAAACAACUUUACUGGGCCGAUAUCGUCAUUGCUGACACUUUGAUGGUUAUUGAACGUAUGGCCCCUCCACUCUUUGAAGGUUUUCCCGAAAUCAAGAAAUUUGUUGAUGAAAUUCACAAAUUACCGGCUUUGAAAAAAUAUCUUGAAGAACGCCCAAACAGAACGGAACCGCAUUUUUGUUUAAGUGAAACCUUACCUGAGUAUUGA